AAAAUUAGAUGACCGCUUGGAUAAGUGAUAAAGUUUAGUAUAAAAGGGCCUUUGAUGAAAAUAUAACAGGCAUCUACUAUCGUACUUCCAGAAUGCGUACUAUCAUACUUUUGGCUCUCAUUGGCGCCGCUGUUGCGGUGCCAAGAAGUGUCACACGUAUUGUGGGUGGUUCUCCUACAACGGUGGAGACGUAUCCUUACAUGGCGAACAUGCAGUUCCUCUGGUGGGGUAUUUUUUGGGGACUGGGCUGUGGCGGAUCUCUCGUUACAAGAAACACUGUCGUCUCCGCUUCCCAUUGCUUCAUUGGCGAUCGUCCUAGUCAGUGGCGUGUUCUACUCGGAACCUCUCUGGCUUCAUCGGGUGGUACCACCCACGCUGUGAGAGAAAUUGUCCUGCAUCCACAGUACAUUCACCGAACUCUUGACAACGAUAUUGCUAUCAUUCGGUUGUCCAACCCCGCCGUUUAUUCGAGCAGUAUCCAGCCUGUUCGUAUCGCAGGAGCUAACUAUAAUGUUCCCGAUGGCGCCGUGGUCACUGCUAUCGGAUGGGGAGCUCUCUCGCAUGGCGGCCCGUCUCCUCAGCAACUGCAGCAUGUGGAUGUAAAUAUCAUCAACCAUCAACUCUGCGUGGAACGUUACGCUUUCUUGAAGACUCGGCCCGGUUUCGAAAACUGGCCAGAUAUCACUGAGAACAUGUUAUGCGCUGGUAUCCUCAACGUUGGAGGCAAGGACGCCUGCCAAGGUGACUCCGGUGGCCCCCUCGCUCACCAAGGAGACAUUCUUGUCGGUGUCACCUCAUGGGGCUACAGAUGUGCCGAUCCUUUCUAUCCCGGAGUAAACGCUCGCGUUUCCCGCUUCACCGACUGGAUAGCAACCAAUGCUUAAAUGUAGAAUUUGGCCAACGUCACCAUCAUUAGAUAUCUACAUUGAUCUACCUCGUAAAUUAGAAAUCAUCAGAGAUCUAUUUAAAAUAGAGAAAAUUCGCUUUGUU
Messenger RNA from Bombyx mandarina (wild silkworm), 990 nucleotides. RefSeq names its product trypsin, alkaline C-like. Gene Ontology annotation, molecular function: serine-type endopeptidase activity. Gene Ontology annotation, biological process: proteolysis. The record is from RefSeq and is a predicted model, not a curated record. NCBI's taxonomy places the organism in Eukaryota, Metazoa, Arthropoda, Insecta, Lepidoptera, Bombycidae.